UGUACCAAACAGACUCUUGUACUUUUAAUGUGUGUGUACCAAACAGACUCAUGUACUUUUAAUGUGUGUGUACCAAACAGACUGAUGUACUUUCAAUGUGUGUGUACCAAACAGACUCUUGUACUUUUAAUGUGUGUGUACCAAACAGACUCAUGUACUUUUAAUGUGUGUGUACCCAACAGACUCAUGUACUUUUAA
Lottia gigantea (owl limpet) is the source of this 198-nucleotide messenger RNA. RefSeq lists its product as hypothetical. The annotation marks the transcript as partial. The transcript has a single exon. The record is from RefSeq and is a predicted model, not a curated record. NCBI's taxonomy places the organism in Eukaryota, Metazoa, Mollusca, Gastropoda, Lottiidae.